Frieseomelitta varia is the source of this 17040-nucleotide messenger RNA. RefSeq names its product histone-lysine N-methyltransferase trithorax (gene trx). Gene Ontology annotation, biological process: positive regulation of DNA-templated transcription. Gene Ontology annotation, cellular component: histone methyltransferase complex; nucleus. Lineage: Eukaryota; Metazoa; Arthropoda; Insecta; Hymenoptera; Apidae. The transcript is spliced from 10 exons. Gene Ontology annotation, molecular function: zinc ion binding; DNA-binding transcription factor activity; protein binding. The record is from RefSeq and is a predicted model, not a curated record. Bases 196 to 11829 code for a protein of 3877 amino acids.
UUAACAGUACGCGCGUAUUUCGAGGUUAUCAUCGAAUUUAGCCGACGUUAACCGAUGUUUAACGAAGCGUUGUGAGUUCCGUGUGUGUUAAGUGUUCGUUGGUGUUCAGUUGGUGCGCCUCGGCUGGGCAAAAUCGUGUAAAAUGGAUACAAAAUUUCGUUGUGAGGUUGAGGUUGGCCGUUGAAACGAGUGAACAUGGGAAGGUCCAAGUUUCCCGGGAAGCCGCCAAAGACGGUCACCAGGAAACGGAUCAAGGUUCUCGGCCAGCCCGAGACAGCCCAAAGCGAUUCGGUAACCGUCGCCGAAAACAUCUACUACGGACUUUCCCUGUUCAACGAAACAUUUGGUGACAACGAGAAGGAACAUCCACCGUUCCAUGGCUUUAGCACCAAGGAAGCUAAUCUUUCCGUGUCUUACGUGAAAACGCAACAGCACGACACAGGAAACGCAACUGUUAAACCGCAGCGUGAUGCCGUUGACAGUCCCGCGCCGCAACAGACUGUACAGAAUGUCGCAGAUAUUAAAAAUGCUCCCUCGCGUACUGAAAAUAAUACAGAGGGCCUAGGCGAUAAGAGCCACGGCAAACCAGUGGAGGAGGACAAGAAGGAUGUGACAGUAGUAAAUUCCAAGCAUGCUGCCAAGUUUCACAGGUCCAAGAGCCGCAGGAAUUGUAAAAACAUCAAGUUCUCCAAUUUCAUGAAAACACCAGUAUUAAAGUCGGUGAACAACAUCUUGGACCAGCAUCAACGAACGAGACAACUGCGCAACAGCACUGCAAAGAGAUUGUUGCAGAGGGCAAAAUCCAACAGUAACAAUGCACGUAACAUGACAGCGCAAUGCGGUGAGAAACCAAACGCUGUGAGAAAAUUCAUUUUACCGGUCCGAAGUGCUCAUUCGUCGAGAGUUAUCAAACCAAACAAGAGGUUCAUCGAGGAGCUGGAAGAAAUUUCUGGAGCAGAGCACAGCGAGAAUGAAGUCGGCACGCACGUAAAGAAAGCGAAAUUCGCAUUGAGCAAACUUUGUAAUAAUCAGGAGACGAAAUUGAAAGAGGGGAACGUUGCGAAACUCUACGCGAAAUUGAAAGACAAGGAGACGAAGAGCAGGGCCAAGAAAGUCAUUCAGCGUGCAAGUUCCGAUGCCCAGACUGUAAUACAAUCUGGAAAGAGUCUUGAGAAAUUAGCAUCCUCCGUACAAGACGCACAAGUAUCAAAAACUAUUAGUACAGACGUUAGUAAGAGGACGAGUGUGUUGGGUAAAGGCAAAGUGGUAAAAUGUUUGUCCGACGAAUGUACCGGCACGGUGAGUGGUCAAGACGGUGUACGAAAUGUAACUAGAAAAGCUCAACAUGCAAAAUUAAAUGUCUCCAAAAACCAAAAGGUAAUUUCUGUUCCUACAAAAGUUCUUCCUGAUUCUGAUGUUCCAAGUUCAGAGUCUUCCAGGAUUCAGACUAGGUCAGGAACUCAAAAUGAUACGGUUGAUUUAGAAGUUCAGACAAAUUUCGCAGACGUGACAAAAGUGAAGGAGAACAAUAGCGCAAAGGGCCGUAGCAAAAGUACCGACAGGAAUUCGGAUAAUCUCGACACAGAAAGCACAUUGUCCGAAAGUGGAAGCGAGCAUAGUAAUCACACAGAGGACGAACAGUCUGAAUGGACUGGGAUGAAGUUGAACGGCGGAAAGGUUAUUUUAAGGAAAGCGAGAUUAAAGUUGGAUAAUAAAUGUAUUGGUGGAACCGAAGGUCCCUUUUCAACGACAAACAGUAACAGCGUUACAAAUGGAAAUGGUAAUUUAGGUUUAACUGGCACCAUCAAGUGUGGAGUUUGUGGUGCUGUGCGGUUCUAUCGGUUUGUGAAACAGGCUCGAAAAUUUGGUAUUCACAGUUGUGAAUCGUGUAGAAAGUUUAUCAGUAAAAUGAUCAAACGACAGGCUUGCGCAAAAUCUACGAAUAGUACGCUUCCAGUUCUUCAAUGUCACAAAGGCGACGGUUUGUGCUUGGUACCGCCUGUCGUAAAGAGUCAACAGUGGAAUCUCAUGAGAUGCGUUUACAAGGCUAGAUGCCCGGCUUGUUGGUUAAAAAUGUGCUUGAAAUGUUACAACAUUCCUUCUUCUCUGAAAACAGGCUUAAACACAUUGCUACCACCGAUGAUGAGAGAUCCACUGAAUAUUCCAUUGAUGUUGAGUCAAGAAGAUCACGAUAGCCAGGGACAAAAGUUGAUAUCUUCCAAGUUAGGUUGGCCUGCAGAAGAUAGUUCGGAGAAGAACUUGUUCAAAUCAGCCAUGAAUUGGAGAAACAUAGAGAUAGGUCAAAAAGCUAGUUUUCAAGGCACUGGUGGUUUUCUAUAUACAAAGUUAGAUAAAUUCGACUCGUCGUUGAAUAUAUCGCCUAGUAAAAAAAGAAGAAAAAACAAUAGGAUAAAAGUGAGGAAGAAACUGAAGAAUCCAAUGUUCUCGUUACCAUCUUUAAAUCAAUGUCCACAACCUCUGAGACAGAGACUCGAAUUGAAAGGGCCGAGAGUGAAACACGUUUGUCGAAGUGCGAGCGUGGCUCUUGGCCAACCAAUUGCAACGUUUCCCUCUGUAGAUGGAAAGGAGGAUACCGAAAGCAAUAAACACAUUCCGAAAACUUUGAAGGAAAACGAUAGGAUAGAGAAAAAGGACGAGGCAAAGGAGAAGGAAUCGCAAAAACGUAACGACGAAAAUACUGUGAGUCACAGUAUCGUUAAUACAACGCAGCAACCUCACCCGAAAAGAGGCAAAUCGCAACAGAACGUGUCAACGUCAAAUUUUCAAGUGGCACCUAAAACAGACAGCGACACAUUACACACGGUGUCUAUAGAUUUCUGGGAACAAUACGAUCCCACGGAAGUCGGUGCGAAAGGCUUUGCCCUCAUCGGUUCGGAACUGUUUCAUAUUCCUGCAAUUUGUUACCUUUGUGGAAGUGCUGGGAAAGAGCCACUGAUCCACUGUCAGUGCUGUUGUGAGCCAUAUCAUGCCUUUUGUUUGGAACCCAGUGAAUGGAAUGCUUGCGCUCAACCAAACUGGUGCUGUCCUCGAUGUACAAUAUGCCAAUCCUGCCAUCUAAGAUCUGGUCCAAAAUUGUCUUGCAUUCGUUGUCGUCAAUCAUUUCACCAUUCGUGUUUGUCAAAAUCUGGCGUUAGCGCGAGACUAUACAGUCCCGAAAGACCCUAUGUGUGUCAGAGUUGUGUUAAGUGUAAAAGCUGCGGUAGCGAAGGAGUUAACGUCCACGUGGGCAAUUUACCAUUAUGCUCCAUGUGUUUUAAAUUGCGUCAAAAAGGAAAUUACUGUCCCCUGUGUCAAAGAUGUUACAACGAAAACGAUUUCGACACAAAGAUGAUGGAGUGCAGCGAAUGUUCGUACUGGGUACACGCGUACUGCGAAGGAAUUUCCGACGAACGUUAUCAAAUUCUUAGUUACUUACCCGACACUAUCGAAUUUACGUGCAGCCAGUGUUCCUCGAAUCCAAAUUCCGUUUGGAGAAACGCCAUAGAAGCUGAACUGAAAGCUGGUUUCAUAGGAGUCAUAAAAUCGUUGAGUAAGAACAAAAAGACUUGCGCUGCGUUAAAGUGGAGUCCGAGAAAGGAAUGUUUGUGCAGAUCCAACCUUUCCAACGGGAAAAGAUUGGAUUUCUCGAGCGAGAAGACGGAUACAAAUCUGAACAAUGUCAAAGAAGGUGCAAACGUCGAGGAGGCUGACGAAGCCAACGGUGGAAAGGUCAAAAGUGCAGAAUAUAGUUGUAACAGUAACAAUAACAUUAACAACAACAACAACAACAGCAGUAGCAACAACAACAACAACAACAAUGCUAAUAAUAAUAACAACAACAACAAUAAUAAUUCAAAAUCCGAUUCGACGAGUAAAUCGGAGGAGGACCAACCGACAAGCGACAGUUGCAACAGAAGAGGUUUGAGACGCCUUCGACAAAAAUUUCACUUGAAAGAGUGCUCCGUUCGUGUGAAGAACUGCGCGGUGAAGGACACCGAGAAGGACAACGAGAGGAAAGAUUCGUCGACGACUCAGGAAGGUUCGAACGUGAGCUGGAACGACGCGUCGGCAGAGUGUCAUUGCUCGGAGCAGCAGAUCAUCGUCAGGCCCUCGCCGACGUUGAUGUCGGUGAAACGAAAGGUGAACAACAACGAGUACCAAACGCUGUUGCAGUUUCACUGCGACAUGGAGCGCGUGAUAAGUCGUAGUGGAGCGAAGGAGCUCACCGAGGCUUAUCACGACAUCUUGAAGGACGUGUUCCCGUGGUUCAGUCCGAAAAUGAUAAAGGCAGGAGGGAACGGGAAGCGCGACGCGUCGACGUCGGGUGGCAAGGAGGCGAGCAAGGAGAACAGCCCGGUGACGACGAGGCUCCUCGACGACUCGAUCCUGGAGGUGUGGAGGGAGGAGGUGAUCAAGGCGCCGAAAGCGAUCGCGGCCAAGACGGCGAAUUUGUACAGCGUGCACGUCGAGGACGGUCGAUCGUGUUGCUUGUGCAAGGGGCUGAGCGACGGCGCGGAAACGAAAGAGGGACGGUUGCUGUACUGCGGGCAGAACGAGUGGGUACACUCGAACUGCGCGCUCUGGUCCAACGAGGUGUUCGAGGAGAUCGACGGUUCGCUGCAGAACGUUCACAGCGCAAUCUCGAGAGGUCGGCUGAUUCGCUGCACCGAGUGCGGAAAGAAGGGGGCGAGCGUUGGCUGCUGCGCGAAAAACUGCAACAAUACAUUUCAUUAUCCCUGCGCGAGGAACGUCGGCCUUGCCUUCAACGACGACAAGACGGUGUUCUGUUGCUCGCACUUGAACAACUGCGCGCAGAAAACGUUGCAGAGCGAGAACGACUUUAGCUUGCAGAGAUCGGUGUACGUGGAGUUGGAGGUACGUAAGAAGAGAAAGUACGCGGAGCCGAGUAAAGUAAAGGUGAUGAUUGGCUCGUUGAUGAUCGACUGCCUGGGCACGGUUAUACCCGAGUACUCGGACGCCGCCGAGAGGAUCAUACCUUGCGACUAUAAAUGUUCCCGGCUCUACUGGUCGACGGUGAAUCCGUUUAAAAUCGUGCGAUACUACAUUCGAACGUACGUGCAGGUGUACGUACCGGAGGUUUCCUCCGACUUGGAAAACAACGUGACCAUCGAUCAUUCGAAGGAGAAGGAGCAGCAAGACGAGGAGGACGAGGAACGAGAGGAGGACGUGGAGGAGGCAGAAGCGGCGGAGGAAGACGAAGACGACGACGACGACGACGACGACGCUGACGAUGACGGUGACGGUGACGGUGACGGCGACAGAGACGGUUCGAGCAUCUUCGCGUCGAGCGCGGAAAAGGGGGAAUACUUGGCCGUGAAGCAAACGCUGGACGCUCUGAUCGACGCGGUGUGCAACAAGGAGGUGGACGAAAAUCUGGCCGAGCAAAACAACACGGAUCUUUUGCCGCCGGAGUUGAAGGAGGCGAUAUUCGAGGAUUUGCCGCACGAUCUUCUGGACGGGAUCUCGAUGCAGGACAUAUUUCCAAAGAUGACGUACGAGGAUUUUUUAGCGAUGGAUCUGAAGAACGACGGGACGGCGUUCGCGGCGGACCUGUUCAAGGACGACAACAUCAUGCUGGCGUCGGAGGUGGAGGAGAUGGCGGGUACUGGGGAGAGGAAGCCGACGGCGGAGAGCAAAGUUUCGAAGAUGGUGGAUCCGUCGUUGGUGGAAUUGGGAGGGCACAACGACCUGUGGGUUCACUUGGAGGCGAAGAGUUCCGUCCAGGAUCUGAUGGACGAUCUGUUCAGCUCGAAGAACGCGAAACGAGGCGGAGGCAGGGAGCUGAAGCGGUCAAAGUCGGAGGUGAUGUCGAACAGUCCGUUGAUCGUCGGAGGCGGGCAGAGGCAUCAUCAUCACCAACGAUCGUGCAGCUUGACGUGGAGCUGCAAGUUGGACGGCAGCUACGGCCCGACGAUCAAACGGAGGAAACUGUCGCGGAAUCCGAGCGCGACCAGACCGAACGAGACGGCGAGCGUGAUGCUGCUGGGCGAUUCGCAGAGCGAACGGGCGCACGAGCGGACGUUGCACGAGCUGAGGAUCCCGGAGAGUAUCAUGGUGACGGUCGGCAGAGCGAACACGCCCAACAUUCUGUCGGACUCGGUGCGGGAGUUGAAGUACUGCAUCGAGGACGCGGCAAGCGGUAUGAAUCGUCGGGUGAUGUCGAGCAGCCGGGAGGAAGGCAAGGAGCAGCACAAACGGCUGUUUUGGCACGCGGCGAGGCAACAGCCGCGGAUCCUGCAGGUGGACGGAAUCGCCGAUCCGAGCAGCGCCAGCGAGUGCAGCUCGCCAGAGUACAACGCGGAGGAGAAGGGAAGCGGCGUUGGAGUGCCGGGACACUUGUCGAUCCCGCAGUUGGACGGUAUCAACGACGAAUGCUCCAGCGACGGUGGUAGUAGCAGCAGCUGCGCGGAAUCUCCUUUGCUCGUCGAGUACGAGCACGUUGCGAGCAACGCGUUACGAUCGAGACGUUACGAUAUAUACGGAUUGAUUAGAACGCAGGUGAGCAGAUCGAGCGACAGCGACAGAGCGCAGAAGAAGGCGGCCGAAGGAGGAGGAAUGGAAUGCGACGACGACAACGACGACAACGACAACGACAACGACAACGACAACGACAACGACAACGACGACUCGGGAAACGGAAAGGAGACAAAGGAGAAAAGUUUAAAGUUGAGUUUGGGGAUUCCUCAGUUGGACGGGGCCGACGACGUUUCCAGCGACGACGAGUGCGUCUCGCCGGUGGAGCAGCAGCGGGUCGAGGGCGAGACGACGAGCAGCGUGGCGUGCAGCGUGCGCGUGACGGAUCGGCCCGUGACGUGCAAACGAUGCCGUUGCACGUACAGAACGCAGGACAGCUACAAUCGACACCUGGCCAGUUGCGACAUCAUGAUAACCAGCGACAGCGAUUCCGAGACCAUGGACAACAAGCUAGCGUCACCGGACUCGAGAUUCUCGCCGAGCAUCGGCUCGGUGUCGCCGCAGUUUCUCACUUUGUCGCCGUCCGAGGGUCACACCGUUUCCUCGUCGGACUUUCCUCCGGACAUGCAGGCCACCUCGCCGCUGGAAGCCUCCGUGGCGUCGCCUCACCCGGCCAUUCAGAUCGAGCCGAUAGCGCAGGCCAUCAUCACGCCGCAGAUUCACACGCACGCCACCGUGGAGACCGUUCAUCAGACGGUGCUCACGUCCAACGACAUGAUCGUCCAGACGCAGUACACCAGAACGACCACCACGCUGCCGAACGCGGCGGCGGUGUUGCCUCAGGAGAGCACCGUCCAGAUAACCGAGAUCACGGAUCCACCGUCGGUCGCCAGCAGCGAUUCCAGCAGCAGCAGCAGCAACAGCAGCAGCAGCAGCAGUAGCAGUAGCAGUAGCAGUAGCAGUAGUAGUAGCAGCAGCAGCAGCAGCAGCAGCAGCAGCAGCAGUAGCGGCAACGCGUCUCAGCAGAGCAACAACAUGGUCAACACGCCGAUGAGCUCGCCGGACGGUGGAAACGGUUCGCAGACGGUACCGAGCCCGCAGGUGUCGCCGACGUACCCGUCGAGCGGUGCCCGAUCGAUCGUUGUCGCGGCCAACAACAACUGCGAUCAUCCGUCGCAAGCAGGCGGCUUGGUGGGGAACUCGCAGCAGGUUCAACUGACGAAACUGGCGAGAUCGAGAUCGGCGAGGGCGCCCAAGUCUCGUGCAAAGGGGCUGAAAACGUCGGCGGCGGGGCAGAUAGUGAGGAACGCGGGCGUGCAACCGCACAGCAGCAACGGGCAUCACCAGGCCGCUAGGUUCCAACCGAUACAGAACAACGCCCCGAUCAUACAGCUGCAGCAGGCGACUCAGAGACCGAGCGGCCCGACCGUGAUACUGCAGCAGACCGCGUCGCCCGGCAUCGUGUCCGCGUACGUCGAGACGUUGCAGCAACAGCAUUCCGGCCAGAAUACGCUUCAGUACGUGACGACGAUCGGCGGUCAGCACGAGACCGCGUUCAAGCCUCAGUUCAUAACUGCCGCCAAUCACUUUGUCCCCGGUGCGUACAUCCAAGCGUCCUCCGACAAUCUGCUGGCGUUGCAGCAGAAUGGCGGCAUAUCGAUAUUGCCGGGCGUGCAGAUCGCUCAGACGCAGCCGACGGUCCUCGGUACCAUCAUCCAGCAACAGCCACCGAGUGCCAUUCAGUGCGGCGUUAUCUCGUCGGAGCAGUUGCUGCUGAGCUCGACGCCGACGCUGGAGAUGUUCACCGAUUCCACCGGCAGCAUGUUCCUCUCGAAUCAGCCGAUGUACUACGGUCUGGAGACGAUCGUCAGCAACACGGUCAUGUCUUCCAGCCAGUUCAUGGCUGGCGCGAUACCGCAGGUGUUGGCGAGCAGCUAUCAAACGACCACGCAAGUUUUCCAAGCCUCGAAGCUGAUGGAACCGAUCGUGGACGUUCAGGGCGUCCCGACGGCGGUGACGGCGGUGCAGUCUGUCCAGAACGUACCCGCAGUGCCAAGCGUGCCGAACGUGCCGAACGUGUCGAACGUUGCCAACGUGCCCAACGUGCCCAACGUGCCCAACGUGACCAACAUAGCCAGCGUACCCAACGUACCUAACGUUCCAACUGUUCCCGCCAUACCGACCGUACCCGCCAUGCCCUCUUCCGUCUCCAACUGCGUCUCCAACGUGUCCAAUAUGUCGAGCGUCGCGAAUAUACCCAACGUGUCCAACGUGCCGGCCAUGUCCAGCGUGUCUAGCGUGCCCAGUAUAUCCAACGUACCUAGCGUGCCCAGCCUCUCUGCCGUACCUGGCCUACCCAGCCUACCCAGCCUACCCAGCCUACCCAGCCUACCUAGCCUACCUAGCCUACCUAGUAUAUCCAGUAUUCCUGGUAUAUCACCCUCCAGUGCAACCAACGCAACACCCGGCAUACCCAGUAUGCCUAGCAUGCCUAGUUUGCCUAGUUUGCCCAGUAUACCCAGUAUACCUAGUAUACCUGGUAGUAUACCGAAUAUAACUGGCGCGCCCAGUACGCUCGGCGGUACCGGUGUGUCGAACAUGCUCAGCGUGGCCAGCGUGUCGAGCGUAGCCAGUGCGUCCGGUAUACCCAACUUGCCCGUCGCGCCCACCGUCCCCACCGCAUCCACCGUACCCAACAACGCGUCCAACGUCUCCUCCAAUAUACUCAACCCGGCAGCUAGUUUGCCCAACAACGCUUCGAACGUGACCAGCAACAGCGUACCGGCUGGACCGCCUAUAUCGGCCGUUCAGAGCGUGUCGAACGUCGCCACCUUGCCAUCCAACGUCGGGAACGUCGCCGAUCUGUCCACGGUGUCCGCCGGUGGUUACGUGGUCGUGAAUCGGUCGACACCCAUGGCGGAAGCAGCCAUCGCUACGCCGCAGAUUGACGUUCCUGCGACGCCCGAGCGAAUCUUUGCCCCAGUUAGCUGCAGCAGCAACAACAACAACAACAACAACAACAACAACAACAACAACAUCUUGCCAACGUCGGUGUCGUGUCAGAACACCGUGGCGGAACCGAUGCAACAUUCAUCGAUCCAUCUGCCACCAGAUACCUGCCCGUCGGAGACGUUGCCUCAAGCUGUGGCGAGAGUCGCGUGCCAAGAGACUGUAAAAUCGCUGCAGACCUCGCUGCCAACGAUACCGAGAGUGGCUGUACGACCGAGUCCCGUUUCAAACUCUGUCGUACAACCUAGCGGCGGACCGUGGAAAAUCACCGAAUCCGUGUUUGCCUCCGAGCACCAACAAAUGACCAACAACAACAACAACAACAACAGCAACAACAGCGUCCGGCCGUACUUCGACUCGAAGCACGUGUCGGAGAACACCAGUAUGAUCAAGUCGAGCAUAUCGUCGCCCAAAAUACCCCCGUUGCCCAAUCACUGUAUUACUCAGAGGGACAUCAUUGUAAAUAAGUUGAAUCACGAUGUAAAUAGUGUGCAUAAUGGUUACAGCGGUGCCGUGCCGAGCGCAAACGCCGUUAAUGUAAAUACGAGCAACAACAAUAACAACUGCAGCAGCAGCAGCGGCAGCAGCAGCAGCAGCAGCAGCAGCAGUAACAACAACAACAACAACUCGAUCGCAAUCGCGAGCUCGGCGGUGCAGAGCAAGAUCACGAUGUCGACCAGCAACGUGCCGACCAGCCGACCGAUGAACCGAGUGCUGCCGAUGCAGGCGGUGACGCCGAAGCAGGACACGGCCAAAAGCAUGCAGAAGACGGAGAUGAUGAUGAUGAUGGAGGAGCCGACGAAGCCGGUGAUCAAGCCGGCGGAGCCGGAGCAGAAGCUCGCGACCGAGUCCGAGAAGAAGCAGCAAGCGGUGGUGGAGGCUGUGGCGCCGACGGUGAAGAAGGACAGCCACACCGCCAUAAACGGCGUGAUGAACGAGACGCUGAACGCGAAGCUGAACGGCGAGACGAUAUACAACGAGGAGAGGAAAAAACUCUCGUUGAAGGAGAAUCUGAAGCUGGAGCUGGACAAGGAGAAGCUGCAGAACGCCUCGCUGAAGAUCGUGCUGCAGAAGCAGCUGCAGGACGGUUCGUACAAAAUCACGCACAACAUGAAAGCAAUGACGCAGAGCAAGAAACCGCCGCAGGUAACCUCCGUCGAGAUACUGCCGUCGAAACAGAUGCCGCAGAUCACCUCGUUGCAGCUGCUGCCGAUCAAGACGUUCACGUUGAAGACGAACAAGAUCGAGGAGGAAAAGAUGAAACCUUCUGGCAUGGUGGACAGCAACAACAAGUUCAACCUACUGAAGAACAAGACACCGCCGAUCGCCGUGAAGAAGCCACGAGUGAUGAGCAAAUCGAUGAAGCCCGUCCCACCACCGCCGCCGCCGUCGCAGCAGCAACAGCAGCAGCAGCAGCAGCAGCAGAAUCAGCCGGGCUUGCCGAACGUCGCGCAACAAACGCAAAAGAACACGGCGAAAGGGCCGACGCUGAUGUACGAGAUCAAGUCGCAGGACGGUUUUACUCACACCGCCUCGUCGAUGGCCGAGGUGUGGGAAACGGUGUUUCAAGCGGUGCAGAACGCUCGAAAGGCCCACAACUUGCCACCGCUGCCCCACAAUCCUCUCACCGAGAACCUGGGCCUGGAGAACAACGCCACCGUCUACUUGGUCGAGCAGCUACCGGACGUGAACAGAUGCACCAAGUACAAGCCACGGUUUCACGAUUUGGCACCGCCGAAGCCGGGGGAAGUGGUGGAGAGCGACUUGCUGAGGGCAAACGUGAACGGGGCUGCCCGCGCGGAACCCUUCAGAGGGAGGAAAGUUCACGACAUGUUCAGUUGGCUGGCGUCCAGGCACAGGCAACAACCAAAAAUGAUCGCCAUCUCCGAAGCCGAGUCCAGACGUGUGGCAAGUACCAAUCUACCAAUGGCGAUGCGCUUCAGAAUACUGAAAGAAACGUCGAAAGAGUCGGUCGGAGUGUAUCAUUCUCACAUACACGGCAGAGGUUUAUUUUGCCUGAGAGACAUCGAAGCUGGAGAGAUGGUUAUCGAGUAUGCCGGUGAGGUGAUUCGAGCAUCGUUGACCGACAAGCGAGAAAAGUAUUACGACAGCAAGAACAUAGGAUGUUACAUGUUCAAAAUCGACGAUCACCUGGUCGUUGACGCCACGAUGAAAGGGAACGCAGCCAGAUUCAUUAAUCACUCGUGCGAGCCAAACUGUUACUCGCGAGUGGUAGACAUCCUAGGUAAGAAGCACAUUUUGAUCUUCGCUCUCCGUCGCAUUACCCAAGGAGAAGAGUUAACGUAUGACUACAAAUUUCCUUUCGAGGACAUCAAGAUUCCAUGUACCUGCGGCUCCCGCAGAUGUCGUAAAUACCUCAAUUGAGACUGCAUAUAUACAGCUAUCGUAAGCAACCAGCCGGCACAGCAGAGAAUAUUGUGCUAUAAUUAAUACGCGCUUUCGAAUAGGAUUCGUUUUAUUGAACGUUAUUCAUUUUAAUCGUCAAACUAUUUUCAGAGAUCGCAGCUUUUUAUUACUAUAAAGGGAAUAGAUAUACAUUUAAAAAUAUUAGAAGGCCAGAUAUAGUACACGAAACAUCGCGUUAUGACAAUGUUACUUUAAACAGCUACGCUCGGUAGUUGAUUUAAGGGGUAUACUUAUAGCAAUAAACGAUUGAAAUAUGUCCUGCUUUCGUACCCAGCGAGCCUCGCGUGCUUCUCAAACGCGCUCGUUGAAGUGUGUUACUUUUUAUCCACGCCUGUGCUUUCAUGCACGUCUUUUAGACUCUGCGUACUAUCUUGACUAUCGAGGCUUAAGUGUACAAGUUAUCGUCACUUUACACUAAAUAAAUGGCAAAUGCUUUUAGCUUGUAUUUACACGCCAACAGACAAACAAACAAACAAACACACACACACAGUCACACGUAUAUAUAUAUAUAAAUUUCUUCCUUAUAACAUUAUAUUUUAUAAUUGACAUUUCCAAUUAUAAAUUUCGUAAUUUUACGCGUAAUUGGACCAAGUUUCAUCCUGCUGAAACUGUGCAAAAUUGGCGACCUCCACUUGGGAGAACAGAAAGUGAACUUUUAUCUACGACAUGGCUGCGAGACGAAAAGACACACGACUAUGCAAUUUGUGAACGUUACGACGUAAAUCCCGACUUUACACGUGACGAUCAGACAGUUGUGUAUUUUUAAAUAUUUUAUGUAAAUGUAAAAUUUAGUGUACAGUGUACGACUAACUUCGUGACAUUUUCACGUCUGAUGUAGGGCCAGAUUUCAAAUGUUCUUGUAAAAUAUUGUAAUUGUUAGAUUAGACAUUUGUCUUGAUGUAAGUACAUCUACCGGUUUAACUUAAAUUAGCGACGUAGGUGUUAGGAAACAAAAAAAAAAAGCGAGAGAGAGAGAGAGAGAGAGAGAGAGAGAGAGAGAGAAUGAAACAGAGAGAGAAAGAGGAAUGGAUAUAGGAAAGAGAAAAUGGCAAGAAGAAACAGUUCCCUAGAGUGGUGGGAUAGACUGUUUGAAGGUGUACCUACUUUGGCAGACAUUGAUGAUAUUUUAAGUCUUAUAAUAAUGGAAAGAGAAGAAACGAGACGAAACGAAAAAGAAAAGAAAAAGGAAAAAGUAAAAGAAAAAGAACGAACGAACGAACGAACGGGGAAGAAGGGAGGGGCUUGCUUUCCCAAGAAAUUAAUGCCUGUUGAUUUGUUUUCGAAUGAAAGAAUUACGUACGCGCAAUAUUAUUUUGAUAUGUUUUUUUUAUAGAUUUUUAAACGAUGCACCCAUGCGUUUUGUGCUUCCGCCUUGCCAAUAUUACAAUAUUAAUCUUAUUAUCUUUUAUUUUUGUAUUCGACGAACGCGAAUCGCUAGAUAAGAGCCGAGAGUGAAACUUUCUUUUUCCCUUUUUUUUUUUUUUUUUUUUUUUUAAGCAGAAACUCGAUGGUUUGCAAUCAAUCCGUCAAUCUUUCCGUAGUUUCUGUUCAAAAUUUUGUUCGACGACUCGCAAGAGGCAAGUGUACAACCACGCGUAAUCGAUUACGUUUGACACAGAUUGUAUAAAAAGAAAGAAAGAAAAAAAAAAAAAAAUGAUUAGAUCAUUGUUUCGAGUAAACGUUUUCUAGAAUGUGAACAUUUCUAGAAAAUAUUUGUGAUAUUUUCCCAUACUGGGGAAAGUUAUAAAUGUUCUUUAUAGGAAUAUAUUUCAGACUUUUACGGACAUAUGUGUGUAUGUGUGUGUAUAUAUGCAUAUAUAUAUAUAACGUAUUCCGUAAAAAGCACCUUUCUGUGAAAUGCAGUUUUGCCUUACCUACGCUUUAAACCCGGUGAUAGAUUUAGAUAUACCCCGAUGACUUAUAUUCAAACUGAAAGAAGAAGAAAAAAAAGAAUGAAAAAAAGAAAAAAAAAAAAAAGGAAACUAAUUGUGUCUAUGCAUCCAUUAAGCUAUGAUAAAGUAUUUUAGUGCGGUUAAUCAAUUUCUGCCGAGGUGGUUGUCCCUUAAAUUUGGUGCUCCAUGGACACCGUUAAGUGCACUUUACACGAAAAAAUGGCCUAGAGUAAGAAAUAAUAGGUGAGAAGAGUGGGAGAAGAGUUUGAUAAUAAUAUGAAAUGCGUUAUACGAGAAAAUAUCGAUCGCGAAUUUAUUUAACGAAAUAAUAUAAAGAGAUAAAUGAUGGCAGGAACAUUAUUUGAGCACGCGAGUAUUUGUCGUCGGUCGUGCAACAUUUUAAUCGGCCUGGUUUGGUACAAAAUGCGUAUGCUGAUUUGUAAAAAGUUACGAAACAAGGAGGUGAAAAAAAAAGAAGAAGAAAAUAGAAACUUGUUCUGGUCACGAGAAAUUGCCAUUUUUUUUAGGUAUUCUGAAUCGUUUUUUUUCUCUUUUUUUUUUUUUUUUUAAAUAUUAUGAUUGCCAAUAAUGGAUAGCUAUUAUUGGAAGAUGAAUAUUGUUAAUAUAAUGAUAAUUAAUUUUAAUCUGUAUAAAAAGAAAGAAAAAAAAAAAGAAAAGAAGAAGAAGUAAUAUGAUAUAAGAAAGGUAAUUUACUUGAAAAUAUAAUAGCAAUGUUAGAUAUUUUAUUGAUAUUUAUUACACUUAUGGAUGACGGUUCUAGGGUUAACGAGAUUUACUAAUUACAUUAAACAUGAUUUAGAGUACAUGGUGCACACACACGAUGGUCUAAUAUUGUUGAAGAAAUACGAACGUCAUCUUUUUGUGGGGAUGAGAGAAGAGCGCACGGUCUCUUCGAAAACGAAAGGGGAGAAAAGAAGAAAAAAAAAAAAAGAAAGAAAAAAAGUAACGAAUUCUUGUAAUUGUUACACGAUAUCACCACGAACAAUUUAGAAUUACGAGAUAUAAGCGAUGUAUUUCACUAUAGUUUAUAUUCCCAUAACAGAUUAUUAGUAUCUCUCUAUGAUGACUGUAACGAUAAUCUAUAAUGGGUAUAUAUAUUUACACAUGUCGGUAGAUAAAUUAAGAACACUGUUUUUUAAUUAUUUUUUUAUUUAUAAAAUCCAUAUGGAAUAUCGUAUGCACCAAGAAAGAUAAAAAGAGGGAAGGGGAGGGGGGAGAGGAAAAAAAAAAGUAGGCGUUUUAGUGGAUGGCGUGUGACAGGAUGUGAAAAAUUAUUUCUCUGUGAGGAAACUUUUAUCUCGCGCUUUUUUCUGAAACAUACUCUAUAUCUUUUUAAAUGAUUCCCUAUUCUCGCAAGGAGUGUGUACAAGCUCCUCCUUAGUAUUAUGCAUCUAGCCUUCAUUAUUAUGGUUAUUAUAAUUACGAUUAUGAUUAUUAUUAUUACUAUUGUCAUCGUCAUCGUCGUCAUUCUCAUCAUCAUCACCAUCACCAUCAUCAUCAUCAUCAUCAUCAUCAUCAUCAUCGAUCAAUUGUAAUCUACGCGAGAAGAUGGCAUAAUACACCGCUACUCAUAUUGUGCACCGUUUGUUUAAACUACAUACACCUGUUAGCACCUUGAAAAAGCGACUCGCGCGAAAAAGAGAAUAAAUUUGAACGUGAGAGAGAGAGAGAGAGAGAGAGAGAGAGAGAACUCAAAUAAAUAAAUAUAUAUAUAUAUAUAUAUACUUCACUUGAAGCUAAACAUGUUUUAGGUAAGAGAGAAAAGUGUUGGAUAUAUGCUAGUUUGGUGUGAUAAUGAAAUGAACGAUUGUAUUAUUCAUCAUGGACCCGUACGGUGCCCGUUAUUACUUUUUACGACAAUUUCAAAAGAAAAAAAAAAAAAAAGAAGAAAAGAACAUCGCAGCGUUGUGUAUCCUCUUGUAAUCGAGUGUAUCAUCUCUUCGAGAGUCUUUAGGGGUUAGUUUCCUUGGUUUUAUCGGCAAAACUAAGCAAUUUUCAAACGGAACGAAACGAAGCCGAGGCGAGAAACGAAAAAAAAAAAAAAGGGAAGGAUAAUUUAAAAUGUAAAACGCUUUUUAGGGUCGUGUAUAAACGAAAAAAAAAAAAAAAAAAAAAAAACGAAACGAAACGAAGAAGAGAAGGGAAUAGUAUUAUUCUAACGUUUAAACGAAUUGCAGAAUUUCGAAUGUUGUACUUGUUUAAAAGAAGGAAAGAAAGAAAAAAAGGAGAAGGGAAGAAUAGAGAGAUAUAAAACGGAGGGAAAGGGCAAAAGGCGGCGAGAGGAAAAAUAAACGACACUAUUGAAGAAUUUCAAAAUAAGUGGGAAAGGGAAAAAAGAUGAGCGAGACAGGAAUGGGAACGGAAGAAAAAUUGAAAAAAAUUGUCUGUGAUUAUCAGUCAUAAUAAUCUUUAGGUCGACAUAUUUUUUAGAGAAUAUUUUUUAGCAAAUUACAAAAUUUAUGAUAUAUCCCUAUUAUUGAUAUGAUAUUGGAUCAGACACGUUGCGCAUAAUAUUAAAAUAAAGUAAAAUGCAAAAAAAGAAGACGAAAAAGGAGAGAAAGACGAAAAAGAGAAAGAGGAAGAAGAAGACGAAGAAGAAGAAGAAGAAGAAGACGAAUUGAAACUGUAAAAGUUGCAAACUGUUUAAUAGAAUUAUGAAUAGUUGAGAUCGAUGGCUGUUGUAAAAUAUUCAGUGUUUGGACAAAUAAUUAUUAAAAACUAUUUAUAAUAUCGAGUAAUAUCGAGGUACGAUAUUGUAUCGCAUACUAUGGUAGCGUUUCUAUCUCUUUUGCGUUUGCAUAUUCAUCGGAAUAGAUAAUAGAGAGGAGAGAAUUGGUCGUAGGCCCAUACAAGACGAAGUCGUGACGAAUGUAAAAUUAAAACGAAGAGACGCUGCGGGAUAAAUAGCACGUAUAUUUACUCUGCGCGCGUUCAGCGUGUAAAUUGUCGUUAUAAAAUCCAUCUACUUAUUGUAGAAAACUUAUUAAAGUAAUCGUAAUGUUUACAUUAACCAGAUGAUAUGCAUACCACAUAGAGAGACACACAUACACACACACACACACACACACACACAUAACUACUGCUUUCAUCACAUGAGAUACACAUACACAUACCUACACGUACACACACACGAAAAGAAAAAAAAAAAAAAGAAGAUAAAACACUGUACACCCGUACGCCCAUGUUUUUGUAAUUAAAUGUUUUGUUAGUAUUAUAUGAGAAAUUAACAGAAUAAAAACACAAAUGGAAGUAUAAA